GAAGAAGAAGAGAAGACGAAGAGGGAAGUCAGGCACCGGUGCAUGUGAAUGAGUUUCCCGCGACAUGGUUGUUUAUCAAACUGCACAGAGAAACUACAGCUGCCUGUUUUUCAGACAUGUUCAUUUUUUGUGUCAAACUUUCCCUCGCCGACGUUUUCCAUGUUCUCCUGAAUGUCAGGGAGUGUUUUAGCAGCAGAGGUUGAGGGUUUAACUGUACUUUUAUUAGUAACCAUGGACCGAGAGUGUGUGUCUCUGCUGCCCAGAGUGUGUGAGGUCCUGGCGGACUCUCAGAGGUCUCUGCCCGAUGAUACCAGCCUGGAGAAGCUGUUGGACUGGUUCACAGGUCUCACCGAGGCUGGUCAGUGUUCAGUCUGUUUCAUCUGUCUGUGCUUUUACACCCUGUUUGUUGUUUUAUUACCAUCGCAGACUGUAAAUCCAUCUAUGGUAAUUUUAGCUUGAUUGAAACUUCCCGAUUAAAGCUCCAGUGAGGGGUUGUUAAGGGAAACACACACCCUGACUUAUCCUCAAGUUCCACAUGAGGUAGAUCUGCUGCACUAUAAAUAUGUAAAAUAUUAGUUUUAUUUAAAAAAAAAAAGCAGAAAAUGUUGAACAUGAUCAAACUCUUUCAUUGAGGCAGUUUUUGUUUCAGACUUUGGCGUCAGUCAAGAGUUUUAGUUUUAGUUUGUUUUGUUUUUCUGAGACAUUAUAAAUCUGAAUUUAUGAUAUUGUUUCUUCAACCUGAACAGAAUUAUUGAUUAUUUAAGUAUUUGCUCAUUGAUCAGGAUCAGAAUGCAUCAUUUCUAGUUCUGGUUCUGAUCCAAUAGCAUAGAUUAUAGAAUAGGAUAAUUGAUAAUGAAGUAUUUGCGAGUUGAUAGAUUUGCUAUUCUCAUUAUUUCUCUUGGUUGGCUCACUUUCAUGUGAAUAUGAAGCUGUCAUGUUGGUUUUGAUGAACUUAUAAGAACAUGUAUGAUGGUCAGGAUCUUUCUUUGGUUUUUAUUGGAGUUACUCAUUGAAACAUUGUUUAUGAUAUCUGCUCCACCGUCUUACAUCGACCUCCUCUGCUCAUGAAGGGGGGUCUCUGCUGGAGUCCUGCCCAUGCCUGAUGGAGUUCAUCUCUGCUGUGAUCGACAACAAAGACUCCGACCCCGGCGUCCUCUCCUUCACUCUCAAACUCACCGGUCUGAUUGCAGCCGCUGAGGACAGCUUUCAAACACUUCAGGUGGAGAUUUUUGCAGUUUUUAGGUUUGUGGAUCAUUCAAAAUGGACUGAAAUGUUGCUGACCAUUUCUGCAUCUGCUCGUGUCUUGCAGGACCGCUCAGUUCUGGACCGGGCCUUCAGCGUUCAGCAGUGGCAGGACUCGGGCCUCUGGGAGGAUCCUUGUGUAAGGAUUGGCUGGAUUCAGGGUCUAAAGAGCUCUCUGCAGCACACAAAGGCUCUCAGUUUCUUUAUACAGUCAGGUGAUCAUGCUCAGAGUAUUACUUCCUCUCCUUGUUUAGGAGGUGGGCAGUAUUUAGGAGAAAAACUUGUUUCACUUUAUAACCGUUUUCUCUUUUUUUCUCCUCUCCUCAGAUUUUAUUAAAACACUCCUGAAACUCCAGACAGACACCAGCCUGUUUGUUGCAUCGGCUGCCAAUCAAAUGCUCGCCCACAUCCUGCUCUUCUUCCAGACGUGUGUGCAGAAGAAAGAAGAGAAAGUCAAUGGAAGCAGGAACUCUUUGGAUAUCGGCUCAGGAGGACCGGCAGCAGAGUACACAGCUGCUGUGAAGGUGAUCUCAGAGAACCUCAAGGAGUCUCUUGUACCCAAAGACAGCGCACAGCUUCACCGGAGUCUGCAGACCCUGAAGCUGCUGGCCCUGCUGCUGGCUCAGGCUGGGUCUCCUCUCAGGGAUGAGCUGAUCCAGGCGGUCGGGGGGUCUCUGGAGGAGGUGGUGACAGCAGACUGCAGCCAACUCACAGCCCCACUGAUGGACGUUAUUCUUGCUGCAUACAGGUAGGUGUGGAAUCAUCUACGCUCCAUAUCUACAUUUAACACCAUGAAAACCAGGUAAUACACCACUAAUAAUAACGAAAGAGUAAAGGAGAGAGAGAGAAGUAAAGUUACUCUACAACCAGAGUCUGGCAAAAUAAGUUUAGGUCCAGACAGGAGGAGCAGCAGUGGAGCAUCAGAGAUCACAUCUCGACCUAGAGAGUCUGAUUUGGAGUGAAUAUGAUGUGACUAUGAAGAAAUGAAGCCUCGAUGUCAUUGUGCUCAUUUGAAACUCGGAUUAAAGUUCAGUCUUGUCAGUCCUGAUUAAAGCAGCAUCGAGGAAACAGUCCAGCUCGUCUCAGAGGAUGAACAUGUUCUUACGGUGGCCGAGAACCGCCACUGCUGCAAAUAAAACAUAAUGUGAUAAAAAAUUUUUUUUAAAAAGCCAAAACGGAGGGUACCGAUGCGACAAAAAAAGGAAUCGAAGCCCAUUGCAAACAAAAAAAGAAAUGGAGCAGAUAAAAAAAAAAAAAAGCCACAACAAAAGUUCAUGAUGCAAAAAAAGAAAAGAAGAGUUACUUACUGUGAAAAUAAAAGGAUGCAAAUAGAAAAGCCACAACAGAAGUGAGCUGUCAGGGACCAAUAAUGAUGAUGCAUCGGUGUUUUACGAUCUAGGCACAGAAGACGACGGCGAGAAGACGAGCAAACAAGGAAGUGAAAAGGUUAUUGAUUAAUUUCGCUUAGUAAACUUUUUAAUGUGUCAUUUGGUUAGAACAUGUAGAGCCUGAGUCGAUAUGAAGUUGAACUGAAGCUAACACCACACCGACAUCCUCCAGUUCAACUUCAUAUCAACUCAGGCACUACAUGGUCUAACCAAAUGACACAUUAAAAAGUUUAAAAAGUUAAAUUAAACAAUAACCGUUCGAGGAGGUUUCACUGACUCCACUCAGCUGCUGUAUAAACCAGAGUCUCACUGUGAUGAUGAAACAGUCUUACAUGGUUCAUUAUUUUACCUGUUUGUCUUCAGCAGCUCCAAACCUGGGGGUCAGAUCUCAGACCAGCAUGUCAGCCGUCUGCUGUCGUCCAUGUUGGAGACGAGCAGACCGCCUGUCCUCAUUCAGGCCGCCGCUGCUCUCCUUCGCAGCGGUCAUCAGUGAGUAUCUGUUCACCUUCUCAUGCACAGAGUGUCUGCAGCAUCAGAUCGAAGGGUUCAUGUUUGCACCAACGAAGUUCAAGAGAUCUUAUUUAUUACUCAACCUGGAAACUGUUUUCUUCUGUUUCUUCUCUUUUCUCUGACAGUGAUUCCUCCCACACCCCCCAGGCAGUGAAGAUCCUUCUGCUCCCUCUUGAAAUGCUGACCGGUCAAACUCUACUGUGCAAAACCUCUUCUGGUAAAACACACAGACACACUAAAACUUCACUAAUCUGCUGAUCCAGAUCUAAUCUUGUUCUGCUCUUGUUACAGAUGAUCUUCAUGUCUCCAUGGCCCAGCAGCUGAAGAGUAAACCCUCCUGCGUCUCGAUGAUCUGCUCCUGUCUGACAAACACGCCGAAGAUCGUGGUCCUGGUGAGGCUGAGACUACAGAAGGAAGACCCUCAGAGGGUUCAUGUGGAGCAGGAUGACAACACUGUCUGUGUUUCUCUCUUCCUCACAGACCCCUGACCUCCUCCCCUGUCCUCCAGCUUCAGUGACCUCCACAGUCCUGUCUGUACUGAGGCUCUGCAGCGGCGCCUCCUCUGGUUGCAACGAGGUCUGCAGGAACGUCAUCGGCAGCCGCAAAGUUCAGAAAUGUGCUCUGGAUGCUCUGACGGCUCUAAGCAGCAGCGCAGGUAAAACAUCGCACUCCCAUGAGAUGAUCCAGAAACUCUGAUUUAACUAUCUGAAAAACAUCGAAACAGUCUGAAUAGAUCUCCUCAUGGAGUCACUGUUUGUUGGAAAAGUUAGUUUUUUUCAAAAUCGCUGAAUUUUUCUUUAUUUUCAGAUGAGUGUCCUUCUCAUUUGGAGUUAUCAGAUGUAGUAAUAAUAAUACAAAUAAAAAUGAUAAUAAUAAAAAUAAUGAUGAUGAUGAUAAUAAUAAUAAUGAUAACAAUAAUGAUUAUAAUAAUUAUUAUAAUGAUAAUUAUGCUAAUGAUAAUAAUAAUCAUAAAAAUAAUUUAAAAAUAAUGAUAAUAAUUAUAAUAAUGAUAGUAAUAAGAAUAGUUAUAAUGAUAAUAGUAACUUUAUUUAUACAGUUACAAAGUACCUCACAACCUAAAAACAGAAGAGAAAUAGAGGGGGAAAAAAAGUACAGCAGCAGACAUCAGAACAGUCUCAAAACAGUCAGUCAGGAGGAAUAAUUUGAAAACUCAUGAAAUAUUAAACCUCAACUGCGUAAAAAAAAAAAAAAAAGUUCUUAAAAUAAUUUAAAAAUAAUUAUGAUAGUAAAAAUAAAAAUAAAAAAGAAAAGUGUCCUCAGGAAGUUUGUUCCAGAGACUCGGGGGCCCCGACAGAAAAAGGCCGGCCCCCCUCGGUCCUCAGCCCGGACUGAGGAAUAGUUCCGCGGACCCUUGGCUGAGGACCUCAGGGAUGUCGGCUUUAACAAUCAAACUAGUAAGUCCAGAUUCAAUGAAAAUCUUCAAACUCUCUAAAGUUCAGACUUUUUAAAACCUUAAACUCCAGUAAUCAUCAUCAUCAUCAUAAUUUCAGUUUCAUAAUAAACGUAGCGCUCUGUGUUUGGUGUGUUUCAGGAUCACAGGAGAACACCAGCGACGUUUUGGCAGUCCUGACACAGUAUCUCCAAAGUCCUGGUUCUGACCCCACUGUGAGUCCGAUUUCCUCCACAUCUAUGAGCGCAGCUUCUCUUAUCAGAGUCUAAUGUAGAACUACAGUUUAGAAUCCUCCAACACCUUCUCCUACUGUAAGCUUCCUCACACAAAUCAAGUUCAGAAAGAAAAACAGCCGUUUACUGCUGAUUUGACUUAUGUAGAAAAAGGUUUGUCAUCCUGUACCUUUAACACACACACACACACACACACACAGCAGACAUGUUAAGCUGUUGCUGAUGUAAAGUGGUUCAUGUUGGUAUCAGGUGCGUGUACACGUGCCUGGAUCUGGAUCAGGGUCAGCCUUCAGUCAUUUCCCUGUUAGUAAUGAGGGUGGACUUUGUUUUAUCAGGAUAACUGUAGAAAAGUCAGCUUGAAAUGCUGUUUUUUAUUAAUAGUUAUUAUUAUGUUUGUUUUGUUUAUGUCAUGUUAUGACCGCAGUAUAGCUCAGUGACCGAUAAGUCAAUGUGAAACUCUGUUCUGUUUGUUUUGUUGUUUUGUUUUGUGGUAUGAAUGUUGCUUAUUGAUCGAUUAUUAGAACAAUUAGACGUUGAGUGAGGGGUUAGGUCAUAUAAGUUGUUUCUUCUCCCUGCUCCCUUUCAAGAAAUGUUGCAACAUGACAUGAUAUAGUCAAACUGAGAAAUCGCCUUGGCUGAAAUAGAUAAAGAAAGAUCUCUCUUCCUGUUUUGCUCUCUAACUAAAACCACUGUUUGUGUUUGUGUAUCAGGUUCUCCAUAAAUCCUUCCAGGCCUUGAUGAAGUGGACCAGCACAGACCUCUCCGUGAUAUCAGACCAGAUCAGAUCCGGUAAGCUCCAUGAAGGUCUUAAGUUCUGGUUUUAGGAUGGACUCUCACCCUCUUAGUUCCAGUUUCAUCCACGUGUGUCUCCGUCAGAUCUGGCUGAUGUGCUGAAGAAGCGAGUGUGCGACGUGCGCUGGGAGGUGAGGGACUCCGCUGUGGAGUUUCUGGGACACGUCGCUGACAGGCGGGUCCUCAAAUCAGGAAACGAAGCGAGCUCUGUGUCUGGAGCUCUGCUGGGAGGCUGCUGUACCAUUUCUCUCCUGAGGGAGGCGCUCCAGGACACAGAAAGUUACGUUAGAGCGAGCGCCGUCUCUGCACUGGCAAAGACACUGACACGCAGCUGGCAGCAGGGGGCAGCACCGACCCAGGAGGAGGUGAGCAGACGUGUUCGAUGUUUGACUUUAAAGACAGACUUGGACUUGUGUUCAGGCCUCUAACAGGUUCAACAGAUCUAUAAUAGAUGCCCCAUGACAUCUAUAUUUGGAGUCCUGAGCAGCUCUUUAAAAUUUUCAUACGACUUAGAAGCUUUUUUCACUUCAGACCGCCGGAGAGGCGGCGAGAGAAACUAGAGCGGUCACGAAACAGACGGAGAAAAGUUUGACAACCUGAGUGUCGUUUAGUUUCUGAACUUUUUGUGUUUAUUCUGUAGAUUAAGGUUUUUAUUUUGAUUUCUCUUUCUUAAAUCACAACACGUCCUGUUGGUGAAUUCAUACAAAUGUGUUCUUGCAGUUUAAGGUUUCAGGUGUACUGGACCACAGGUGUGGAGUCAUCACCUGCUCUGAUUGGCUGUUUCAAACACGACAGCUCGUUUACAUUCAGUCAAAUAAAAAAACUGAUUAUAAAGUUCAGCGUCUGAAAAACUAAGAGGAAUAAACUCUAAACUGUGAGCAGAAAUUCUACAAACUUAACAGUAAUAAUAAACUUCUCUAUUAUUAUCAUGAACAAAUAUGAAGUUCUGACCCGGUUUGAUAUAAAAGAUUCAAACAAAAACACUUUAAUAAUCAUUUAAUAAUCAGAAUAAAACAUUGAUUUGAUACUUCAGGAGAACAUUUAGAUGAAAAUCCAUCACUAAAUUAAAUCAGUAUCUGUGAUCAGAUCCUUCUUCACCGUCAGCAGCUUUUAUGUCUGAGCUCAGUCUUCCCGGUCCAAAACUGGUUCCUGCUCAGAGGAUUUGGAUUCAGAACCAGGAUGAAAAGUCGGAUUAUGACGAUCUUCAGAUGAAAUGAUGACAGCCGUCCUCAUUCAGAGUUUAAUUUCAGGUUUAUUCGCCAUCACUGAUGAACCUUUAAUGAUCAGUUUUUGUUUUCGUGUUUUUUUUACUGUGUUUUGUGAAAUUUUUAUGUUUUUUUAAUGUGUAACGUGAACUUUUCGUGGUUUUUUAUUGUGUUUUGUGAACUUUUUGUGUUUUUUUAUUAUGUUACAUGAACUUUCGUGUUUUUUUAUCGUGUUUCGUGAACUUUUUCGUGGUUUUCUUCUGUCAGACUGAAAUUGUGACCCGGCUGCUGGAGAUCCUCUCUCAGGACACGGAGGGAUUCGCCAGGAGGGCUGUUGUUCGAUUCUUCAUCGUCUGGUUCUCCGCCUCCUCCUCCUCCUCCGCCUCCUCCUCUCUCCUGAUGCAGAGCGUUCGCUCCGUCCUCUCACAGGGCAGCGCCGAUCUGGACUGGGAGGUCAAAGUUCACACUCUGGAGCUGGCUGAGCUUCUCAUGGACAAAUCUUUUAAAGGUCAAAGAGGUUACAGGAAGUACACGACCACAAACCACGCCUUGUCACACCCUUACGGGGUCGUUUCUGGGCUGACCCACAAACUCCACGCUCAUACGGAGGGGGCGGAGUCUAACUCAGGGGGUGCGCUGAAGAGUCUGGUGGAGCUGGGCGUGGUCUCAGCUCUGCUGAGCGGUCUGGUCGACUGUGAUCGGCCCGUGGGCCUGAAGGCGUGUCGUUUGUUAAUAACACUCAGAGAGACGGUCUGCCCGGAGGAUGUUACCAUGGCAACAACAGCCGAAGUGUCGUGUGAACUUCCUGUCUGGGGCUGGGGACAGGAAAUCAGAAAGAUACUGUUGAUGAAGAACGGCGAUUUCACCCGAAAGGAGGGCGGGACUGAGGAGGAGCGGCGUGGGACAGUGGGCGCCACUGUGAGUGUGUGUGGGGUCAGGACUGAGGAGGAGCGGUGUGGGACAGUGGGCGCCACUGUGAGUGUGUGUGGGGUCCUGAGGUCCCUGAGUCUGGAGGACAGACUAGACCUCCUGACCCGGAGCAGCGACCACGUCCACAACUCCCCCCUCUCUCUGCUGCAGGACAUCCUGACCGCCAGGACCGCACACACCCGCACCGACACACAAGCAGGGCAGGAGGUCAUCGUGGACUGUUACUGACACACACACACACACACACACACACACACACACACACACUGAUCCUCUCUUCAUGGAUAAAACAGGCGGUCUGUCAGAAGUGCUUUUCUUUACCUCCUCUGCUGAUGGAGUCAUUUCAAACAUACAGCCAGCAGGGGGCGCUCUUCUGGUGGCUGGAGAAGAAGGACGACCUCGAUGUGAAGAGGAUGCUUCUUCAUGGUCUGGAUCCUGGAUCACUGUGUGUACAGUCCUGUAUGUAGACCCUCUGUGUAUGAGGAUCAGCUGUAAAACCAAAACUCUGUCAGGUUGAUCAGAAUCUGUGACUCCUGUUAGUUUUUCUAAAUAAAUCAGCGUCUCAAAGAG
Xyrichtys novacula (pearly razorfish) is the source of this 8281-nucleotide messenger RNA. Lineage: Eukaryota; Metazoa; Chordata; Actinopteri; Labriformes; Labridae. The record is from the annotation of a GenBank genome assembly.